Molecule: messenger RNA, 387 nt
Organism: Penicillium alfredii
Lineage: Eukaryota; Fungi; Ascomycota; Eurotiomycetes; Eurotiales; Aspergillaceae
Exons: 5
Coding region: 1-387 (128 amino acids)
Source: RefSeq, a predicted model, not a curated record
AUGAGUGGCAAUGGUGAUGACAGAUGGCGUGGAGGUCCCAGUCGCCAGUCAUCGCAACGCCACUCGGGCAAUGGAAACCGUGAACGGACAGGCGGACAAGGAGGGACACGCGGCAACGCUGCAUGGAGUGGCUCGGGCCCGGCGCAAGAACAGCAUGUUCCCGUCCGGGGCUUUAAUGCUGCCGACUCCAAGAACAUCCUGAAGAGAGGCCCUGGAGUUUCCAAAGUCCCCGUCUACAAACCAGCUGGAAAAGAGUCGAACAACCAGCGAUCCGGCGGCCCCUGGGGCUCGAAGUCGAACGCAAUGGCGAGUGGGAAAGAUUUCUUUCUCGAGCUUCGAAAACAAGUCGCUUCGUUGCAGCGAGGCGGUCCUCCUGUGGGUGGCUGA